CCAAAAAUAUUUUGAAUUUUUAGUAAAAUUAAGAGAAAAGUUUAGUACCUUUACAGUGAAGUGAUAUGGCCAGCAAACAAUGACGACGCUUCUUGCUAGAGGAUUGCUGUGUUGCCGUAGCUCGUUGCAGCGGUUCUACUUUCGGGAACCGGUGAUUCGAGUUGCAUCACAAGGAUUCGAGGGAUUCCCGCAAUUCGCUUCCUACCUUUCGCCUAGACUCUUCAGCUCGGCUGCUUCUGCAGCGAGCAAAAAACCGGAACAUUGUAACGUCGGAACGAUCGGUCAUGUGGAUCACGGUAAAACCACCCUCACGGCGGCGAUCACGAAGGUGCUGUCGAAGGACGGGGACACCAGCUAUGUUUCGUACGACCAAAUCGAUCGAGCACCUGAGGAAAAGGCCCGAGGAAUAACGAUCAACGCAGCUCACAUAGGCUAUAAAACCGCGAAGCGACACUACGCGCACACAGACUGCCCGGGUCAUGCGGAUUAUGUGAAGAAUAUGAUCUCCGGAGCGUCGCAGAUGGAUGGUGCGAUACUGGUGGUAGCGGCUACCGAUGGACAGAUGCCACAGACUCGCGAACAUCUACUGCUGGCGCGCCAGGUCGGAGUCAGCAAGAUCGUAGUAUUCAUCAAUAAGGCAGAUCAAGUCGACAACGAAGUGCUGGAACUGGUGGAGAUAGAGCUGCGGGAACUGUUGACCGAUUUUGGGUUUGAUGGUUUAGAAAGCCCCAUCAUUAUCGGGUCGGCUCUGCUAGCGCUACAAGGAGAUCAGUCGGAUCUCGGGGAACCUUCGAUUCGCCGAUUGAUGGAUGCGAUCGAUGCGUAUAUUCCGACACCGACUCGAGAUCUUACUUCGCCGUUUCUGCUACCGAUCGACAAUGCGUUCACUGUGCCGGGCAGAGGCACCGUUGUGGUAGGGACGCUAGCUCGCGGUACUAUGAGAAAGAACGAUGAAGCAGAGCUGCUUGGGUUUGACGAGGAAAUUCGUACCACCGUCGGUGGGAUGCAGGUCUUCAAGAAGGAUGUCUCGGAGGCUAAGGCUGGCGAUAACAUAGGAACGCUGUUGCGAGGCGUUAAACUUCAGACGGUUCAACGUGGUAUGCUGCUUUGUGCGGCCGGCAGUGAACGCGUUUCGAACCACUUCGAUGCCUCCAUGUAUCUGCUGGCUCGAAACGAGGGUGGUCGAUCGAAACCACUUACCUCCAAGUACAUACAGCAGCUAUUUAGCAAAACGUGGAACGUCCCCUGCCGCGUGGAUCUAGUCGGGCAAGACAUGCUGAUGCCCGGAGAUCACGGUGCUAUCAAGCUUACGCUCCUUCGAAAGAUGGUAAUGUCGUCCGGUCAAUCGUUUACGGUGCGCGAGAACGGUAAAACCGUUGCCACGGGGCUAGUCACGAAGGUGCUGGAUCCGGUUAAUUUACCCCAGAAAAAAUUAAUUAAAUUAGAGUUGGGAUCGUAGUUUGUUGCAUUGAAAUAGAGAAGCCAACGUGAAGUAAUGACUAUGUGUA
Molecule: messenger RNA, 1508 nt
Organism: Anopheles darlingi
Lineage: Eukaryota; Metazoa; Arthropoda; Insecta; Diptera; Culicidae
Gene: mEFTu2
Product: elongation factor Tu
Exons: 1
Coding region: 80-1459 (459 amino acids)
Biological process (GO): mitochondrial translational elongation
Cellular component (GO): mitochondrion
Molecular function (GO): translation elongation factor activity; GTPase activity; GTP binding
Source: RefSeq, a predicted model, not a curated record